Molecule: messenger RNA, 1048 nt
Organism: Racocetra fulgida
Lineage: Eukaryota; Fungi; Glomeromycota; Glomeromycetes; Diversisporales; Gigasporaceae
Source: the annotation of a GenBank genome assembly
GCAAAGUAAUGGCACUGUUACGCCAAUAUCAAAUGGAUCUAUCAAGCCAGGAAAUGGAUUUGAUUUAACACACCAUGAUGCAUUUACUACUAUCGAUGGUCAACAUGUAAUUGUCUAUCAAUGUUUAAACAAUAAUCCCAAUAUAGCUCCGUUUGGGACGAAUUUUUCAGAUUUUUCUUUAUUUUAUAAUUAUAAUGCACCCCGAUACUUAAUGUAUGCUCAACUUAUAAAAAAAGACGACCAAUCUGAGGAAUUUUUAUUAUACAUAAGUUACGAUGUUGCAAUAACUUCUGAUGGGCCGGGCGAAAUCACAUGCAAACCCUGGUUUCAUUCACUCAAUUUUCAAAGCAAUAUUUGCAGUUAUAUUGAAAGUGCAGAAUACCAAACAUCAAAAUACACUAAAUUCAUGAAAUUCAUAAAAUUUUCAUCAUCCGGAUCAGUUAUUGGCGUAGACACUCUUAAUGUAAGCGACGAACUUAGCUACCGCCAAAAAAUGCAAAAAAACUUAACCAUUCCGUUGCCAUAUGGUGGUGCAAUUGUAUUUUACACUGACUCUAGCCCUUCCAAACCAUUGCCAAACAUGCCAAACAAUACAUUCAAAGUGCUAACAUUUGAUUUAGAUACUAUGGUCAAUGGUUAUUUAUUGUAUAAUAAUACUUCAAAUACUUUAAGGUUGGAUUUGGGAGACUAUGGUGUUUUUAGUGAUAAUACUAUAUGGUUUAUACAGAAAAAUUCGGCCUAUAAAGCCCUUUUACGUUUAAACCAUGAUGGUGCUUCCUAUUUUUCAAGUAAUCAGUCACAAUUGCUUGAUGAUUUGCUACAGCAAAUAAAAGAUUGCAUUCCUUUAAUGAAUGAUCAAUUGAAAAUAACACACAAUGUUCAAUCAGACCCCUCAGAUCCCUUCAUGCUUCUAAUCGAAUUUUCUAUUGAUAAAGCAGCUGAUCCUAGAGUGGUUGAUGAUUUAGAUAUUAUCAUAAAGUCCAAAUACAUUAGUGCUCUUUCUGAUAAACCAUUCAUGACAUUUAUUGAUGAACAAUAUGGAUUCCAA